GCACUUACAGAUAUUCAAAUACUAACGACAUUUCGGCAGUAAACGACGAUAAUACUCAACAGUCUCUACAUAAUGAGAGCAGCGGCAACAUACCAGCUGUUGGGAAUCAGAAUGUAUCGCAUGAUGAAAUCAAUGAAUGCAGCGUAUCGCAUGGUCAUGUGUGUUCUCAUAUCUGUGUUGAUUUGCCGAAAGGAUUUUAUUGUGCAUGCCCCCAAGGGAUGUAUCUUGACAGUAGAGAUAACAAGACAUGUAUUUCCAGCUCCGAUCUAAAGGCAGAAGUGACUCCAACGCCAUCAGAUCUUAAUGAAGAACAAGAUGUAGAAGUAGAGAGCUGUGAGCUGAACAAUCCGUGCGAACAGCGAUGUUUAGACACCAAAGAGGGUGGUAUUGAAUGCCGUUGUUACCAAGGAUAUCGUCUAGCAUCAGAUUUGAUGUCUUGUGAAGACAUCGAUGAGUGUGCGGAAGAUGCGGCAGUCUGUGCCCCAGGACAGAAAUGUGUCAACACUAGAGGUCGUUUCACGUGUACUUCAGUGCAAACAGUGCAAUGCCCAGUUGGCUUCCAGCUGAAUCAAACAAGCAAUCAGUGCCAGCCUAUUCCUGUCCAGUGUGCAAUCGGUUUUGCUUACAGUUCCGUCUCCAGAACAUGCGAAGAUAUUAAUGAAUGUGGUCUUGGUAUUGACACUUGUAGAGCUGGGGAGAGAUGUGAGAAUUCUAUUGGAUCAUUCGCGUGUAGGCGAGAACGUCAUUGUGGUACAGGCUAUACACUGGACGAGGAAUCCCAGAAAUGUAUCGACAACGAUGAGUGUGUUCUCGGCACCCACAACUGUGAUGGCGGAUACAGAUGUCAAAACAUACAAGGCUCGUUCAGAUGUGUCCCAACGGCAUGCCCUGAAGGGUACCGGUUCGAGACCUCUAAAGGUGAAUGUGUCCCUGUGCAGUGUCCUGCUGGUCUCAAGCCAAACGAAGCUGGAAACUGUGUUGAUGUGGACGAAUGUGAAGAGAUUGGCCUUGCGGUGUGUGGUCGACAUCAGAGGUGUGUCAACACUAGAGGUUCUUACUACUGUCGCAAUGUUGUCAACUGUCCCGCCGGGUAUGAGCCAUCAGAGAGUAGUGGAUGCCAAGACAUUGAUGAAUGUCACCGAGGAACACACAAGUGCAGUGCGGACCAGCACUGCAUCAACAGACAGGGAACUUAUUUUUGUCAGUGCCCUAGAGGCAUGCGACAUGAUUCAGCUGGCAGAUGUGUAGAUGUUGAUGAAUGCUCGUACGGUGCAGCAAUUUGUCCAUCUAACUCUAGAUGUGUUAACACGGUUGGAUCUUUUAAAUGUGACUGCAUUGAUGGACUCGUAUCUGAUGACAAUGACGGAUGCACAGACGUAGACGAGUGUGAAGCUGAAGGCGUCUGUCAACAGAACUGUGUCAAUGUGCUAGGGACAUUUGUGUGUUCCUGUAGGAGGGGUUACCAACUGAAAGACGAUAAAAGGUCCUGUGAAGAUAUUGAUGAGUGCACUCAGUUUGGGAAUCGUGCUGGUCGUAGUGGCGUUUGUGGGGGAAAAUGCAUUAAUUUGCCUGGCUCCUACAGAUGUGAAUGUCCAGACGGAUGGAGACUGAAACCAGAUGGCAGAUCCUGUGAAGAUAUUAAUGAAUGUAAAGAACACACCGCUGUUUGCCAACAUUCUGAGAGCAUCUGCAUCAACACACGCGGCAGUUACAAGUGUCCUAUUGUCAGAUGUCCCGAUGGGUUUGUAAAAAACAAUGCAACUGGCCAACAGAACAGCAAACUAGUGACCACAGAGGACGGAGUUAUCUGCGGGAAGAAAGAAUGUUCGCUGGCCGACCUUGAGUGUUGGACCAACAAAACCAAAACCGUCUCGUUUCAGUUUCUUGUUCUACCAAGCACGGAGUUUGUUACUGCACCGCUGACUCUGCUCAUGAUCCACACCGUCGGGUACUCCAUGUUCCCAAAUCUCCGACUUGACAUCCUCAGUGGAAAUGAGCUGCAGCAAUUUGACACUGUUGUGAUGGGCGAUAAAGCUGCUCUUCGAAUGUUACAGCCUGUGAAAGGAGUAUCUGAUAAAGAAGUGGUACUUCAGCUUGAAAACAGGGACUUUACUGGAAAUGAAGUAAUCUCCCGUCACAUAACUCAUGUGUUGAUGUUUUUUGAAGUAACCCACGUUAAGUGA
Candidula unifasciata is the source of this 2183-nucleotide messenger RNA. The record is from the annotation of a GenBank genome assembly. Lineage: Eukaryota; Metazoa; Mollusca; Gastropoda; Stylommatophora; Geomitridae.